CCUAAAAAUUGGAGACUCCCCGCUCCCCCCGAAGUUCACGGCAGACCCCAAAAAGAAGAAAAACUCAUCUUCUUCUUUGAAAAUCCGCAGAUCCCAAAAGAUAGACCCAUAUCUCUUUCUCUUGGAGAAAACCAGCAAACUCCACCUUACAAGUUUCACCAGCAACAAUAGCCAUACCCCCUUUCUUCUUUUCUUCUUCCUCAUCAUUAAUCACUAAUUUUUCUUCUAUUUAAACCAUGUAAAAAGACUCCUUGAAAUUCCAUGAAAAGCCAUAGAAAAGUAGCUCAAAAGCUCCGAAAAGAGAGCUGAAAAAUCUGCCCAGAAAUAGCCAUUAAACCCAGCUGAAAUCCACCACUAAACUUCCAUUAAACUAUCAAAAAUCAGCUGCAACAGCUUGAAAAAAUGCAGCAACAGUGGCUGCAAGAAACCAGUCAAAAAUUGAUUGUUUUAACACCUAAAACCUAUCCAAAAUCCAUUCAAUGACGAGGUAUUCUUGUUCGAGUUUGAGGAUUUGUCGAGGUCGACGAUAUUGUUCCGGUUCCGAGCUGUUAUACAAGUUCUUCUUUAUCAAUAUAUUGACAAGCAUUUGGCAACAUUGAAGAAUGUGAGUAGUAGCAUGAAUUCAAAAUCUGAGGUGCAACGUAACACCUCUGACCAGUCUUGGAGGAGGUGAUAUCAGUUUGUAAAGAUGGCGGCGCUCUUUUCCAUUAUCCAUUAAAGAAUUGAAGACCUUUUUUUAAGAUAACGUGUCAGUCUCUGCGGGAUGGACGUGUCGACACCCCACUUCUUCCUUGCUUCUUACAUUUUUGGCUGCGACCCCACUCUGGAAAAAGAUCUUUGCUCAGACACUUCCGUCUUCCAGCUUCCGCAUUCUGCUUCCAAAAUCCCCAUCACUCACAAAAUGGCGUAUAUUUGACUAAUUUGGGAAGUAUAGAUGGCACUGUUUCUUGAAUUGGUCAACACUGUUAUGAUCGUGCUGAUCAAGCCUUUGUCACUGCUCAAAUUCACUUGCUUCUUUGGUGUGAGAACGAUAUGUAUUGUUAUCCAAACCUGGACAGAGCUGCUGAGAGCUGCUAUGGGUUUUCAUGCCAGCUUACUCUGGAGACUGAUAAUUUGGGCUAUUGCUAUUCUGUCCCUGCCAAUACGAAGUUUAACUGCUCUACAGAGGGAAAGGAUGCUGGAAAUGCAUCUUCAGCAAAUGCAGACAGAGAUAGAGAACCUAGUAUGGGAACGGAAGGAACUUAAGAAGAGACUGCAGGUAGCCAUUAAAGAUAAAAAGAUAAUGCAGGUCAUGUUAGCAGAACUUGAGGAUGAACAUGAUGAGGCGAUACUCAAAAUUGAGCAACUGGAGGGCCAGCUUCAGGAUCUGAAGGCGCAAAAUGAACGGUUGAAAGAAAGUCAUGGUAAAGCACUUUGGGACCACAGAGACCGUGUUUAUAUAGGCAAUGGCCAAAUAUUGCAUGGCGACGGAAUUCCAUCUUGGAGAUCAAGUGGCAUCGAGAGUAUGACCAUUGACCACGAAAGAAUGCAAGAGGAUGUUCUGGAAGAUAAAAGCAAAAGUGAAACUACAUUAAACCAUGAUUUUAUGGGAGCUAGAUCCUGUCGAUAUGUCAAGCCAUGUAUUCCAACCACCUCCGACGAUGUUGCCACAAGUAAUGUGUUACAACAACGAAGGGAGCUAGCCUUUACACAGACCCUUUUUAGUGCAAUACUGUCACUUUUAGUUGGAACGAUCGUAUGGAAAGAUGAAGAUGCAUGCAUGCCUCUUGUCCUCGCGCUAUUUACUGUCGUUGGCAUGUCCUUAUGGAGUGUUGUCCAGUUUUUCUCAACCAUCAAGAACAGACCCGCAUCUGAUGCAGUUGCUCUCUUGAGUUUUAACUGGUUUUUACUUGGAACGCUAACAUAUCCCACGUUACCAAGGAUCACUCCUGUAUUUGCACCAGCUUUAUGGAGCCUCUCUGACAGGGCUGUGGAGUUGCUUGGUUUCUAAUCCUAAGCAUACAUUACAUUGCUAUAUUCCCUUUUCUGGAACUCAGUGUGCGUUGUUCUUGCAGCUUGUACAGUAUACGUUUACAUUUAUCUAUCUUCUUUCUUUGGGCUGUGUUA
Nicotiana tabacum (common tobacco) is the source of this 2106-nucleotide messenger RNA. RefSeq lists its product as uncharacterized. NCBI's taxonomy places the organism in Eukaryota, Viridiplantae, Streptophyta, Magnoliopsida, Solanales, Solanaceae. The record is from RefSeq and is a predicted model, not a curated record.